GGUCUCCGCCUCUGGGUUAGGGCCAGCGCUGAGCUCCGCGCGCCCGGAGGGGCGGGACAGGAGGGGCGGCCGCGUCCCAGACCCGUUUAACUUUCGUGGCGGCGCGGGCUGGAGGCCGGCGUCGGGGACAGUCAGGCUCCAGCGCUCCGCACGAGGUGUUGCUGGUCGCCGCUGCCAGCUUGCUUCUCUGCAGAGCGCACCUCUGCUGUGCCCACAGACGCCACUGCGGCGCGAGCAUCCGGGGCCGAGUGCAGGGACACGUGUGGGCAUCCAGGGACAGGUCUCUUCGGGGGAUGGUUGUGAGUGAGACCCCUAGAAUAUUAGAUCCCAUGGCUUUCUGGACAGGCCCCUGGUGGCUGCUGACGUGGAUGAUCUUCAUGCGCUGUGCUCUUCUGCAGACCACAGCAGAGAAGUCUCCUGGAGCCUACUUCCUUCCUGAGUUUGCACUUUCUCCUCAGGGAAGCUUCCUUGAAGAUACCACAGGGGAGCAGUUCCUCACAUAUCGCUAUGAUGACCAGACCUUAAGAAAUGCUCGUUCAGAUGAAGAUAAAGAUGGCAACUGGGAUGCUUGGGGCGACUGGAGUGACUGCUCCCGGACCUGUGGGGGAGGGGCCUCCUAUUCUCUGAGGAGAUGCCUGAUUGGAAGGAAUUGUGAAGGACAGAACAUCCGAUACAAGACAUGCAGCAAUCAUAACUGCCCAGCAGAUGCAGAAGACUUCAGAGCCCAGCAGUGCUCAGCUUACAACGACGUGCAGUACCAGGGGCGUUACUAUGAAUGGCUUCCACGCUACAACGACCCUGCUGCCCCCUGUGCUCUCAAGUGUCAUGCCCGGGGACAGAACUUGGUAGUGGAGCUGGCCCCCAAAGUGUUGGAUGGAACUCGUUGCAAUGCUGACUCCCUGGAUAUGUGCAUAAGUGGUAUCUGCCAGGCAGUGGGCUGUGAUCGGCAGCUGGGAAGUCAUGCCAAAGAGGAUAACUGCGGUGUCUGCGCGGGGGAUGGCUCUACCUGCAGGCUGGUGCGGGGUCAGGCCAAGACACACGUGUCUCCUGAGAAAAGAGAAGAAAAUGUAAUUGCUGUUCCUCUGGGAAGUCGAAGUGUGAGAAUUACUGUGAAAGGACCUGCCCGUCUCUUUAUUGAAUCAAAAACACUUCAAGGAAGCAGAGGAGAACACAGCUUCAGCAGCCCUGGGAUCUUUGUUGUAGAAAACACAACAAUUGAGUUUCAGAAAGGUGCAGAGAGGCAAACCUUUAAGAUUCCAGGACCUCUGAUGGCUGAUUUCAUCUUCAAGACCAGGUACACCGUGGCCAAAGACAGCGUGGUCCAGUUCUUCUUUUACCAGCCCAUCAGUCAUCAGUGGAGACAAACUGAAUUCUUUCCUUGCACCGUGACCUGUGGAGGAGGUUAUCAGCUGAACUCUGCUGAAUGCAUGGACAUUCGCCUGAAGAGGGUUGUGCCUGACCACUAUUGCCAUUACUACCCAGAAAAUAUAAAGCCCAAACCAAAGCUGAAGGAAUGCAGCAUGGAUCCUUGCCCAUCAAGUGAUGGAUUUAAAGAGAUUAUGCCGUAUGACCACUUCCAACCUCUCCCUCGCUGGGAACAUAAUCCUUGGACGGCAUGCUCAGUGUCCUGUGGAGGGGGGAUUCAGAGACGGAGUUUCGUGUGUGUGGAAGAAUCCAUGCAUGCAGAGAUACUACAAGUAGAAGAGUGGAAAUGCAUGUAUGCGCCCAAGCCCCAGGUCAUGCAGACUUGCAACUUGUUUGAUUGCCCGAAGUGGACUGCCAUGGAGUGGUCUCAGUGCACAGUGACAUGUGGCCGAGGAUUGCGCUACAGGGUGGUUCUGUGCAUUAACCACCAUGGGGAACACGUGGGAGGAUGCAACCCACAAAUGAAGCUGCACAUCAAAGAGGAAUGUGUCAUCCCUAUCCCAUGCUAUAAGCCAAAAGAGAAAAGUCCAGUGGAAGCAAAAUUACCUUGGCUGAAACAAGCACAAGAGCUGGAAGAGACCAGAAUAGCAACAGAAGAACCAACGUUCGUUCCGGAACCCUGGUCAGCCUGCAGCACCACGUGUGGGCCUGGCGUUCAGGUGCGUGAGGUGAAGUGCCGGGUGCUCCUCACCUUCACACAGACGGAAACUGAGCUCCCUGAGGAGGAAUGUGAAGGCCCCAAGCUACCCACUGAGCAACCAUGCCUCCUUGAAGCCUGUGACCAGACCUCUGCGUCCCGAGAGCUGGGUGUCCCUCUCCAUGAGGACAGCAAGAUGACUUACGACUGGGAGUACGCUGGCUUUACUCCCUGCACAGCAACAUGUUUGGGAGGCCAUCGAGAAGCCAUAGCAGUGUGCAUACACAUAGACACCCAGCAGACAGUCAAUGAUAGCCUGUGUGACAUGACUCACCGUCCUCCAGCAAUGAGCCAGGCCUGUAACACUGAGCCCUGCCCACCCAGAUGGCACAUGGGCUCUUGGGGACCUUGCUCAGCUACCUGCGGUGUUGGAAUCCAGAGCCGAGAGGUAUACUGCCUGCACCCUGAGGAAUCCCCAGCCCCUCCUGAGGAAUGCAGAGAUGAAAAGCCCCAUGCCUUACAAGCGUGCAAUCAGUUCGACUGCCCGCCCAGCUGGCAUAUUGAAGAGUGGCAGCAGUGUUCCAGGACAUGUGGUGGGGGAACUCAGAACAGGAGAGUCACCUGUCGGCAGCUGUUAACAGAUGGCAGUUUUCUGAAUCUGUCAGAUGAAUUAUGUCAUGGACCCAAGGCAUCUUCUCAUAAGUCCUGUGCCAGAACGGACUGCCCUCCUGAGUUAGCUGCCAGAGACUGGUCAAAGUGCUCUGUCACUUGUGGCGUUGGAUUCCAGAGAAGAAAGCAGGUGUGUCAAAGGCUGACUGCCAAAGGCCGGCGCGUCCCCCUCAGUGAGGUGAUGUGCAGGGGCCUGCCGGGGCUCCCCCUCAUGAGACCUUGCCGGAUGCCUGCGUGCAGUAAAGCAAAACAAGAUACAAAGACAAAACUUGGAGAGCUGGGUCCCCAGAUUCUCAGUGUCCAGAGAGUCUACAUUCAGACUAGAGAAGAGAAGAGGAUUAACCUGACAAUCGGCAGUAGAGCUUAUUUGCUUCCCAACACAUCUGUUAUUAUUAAAUGCCCAGUACGGCGAUUCCAGAAAUCUCUGAUCCAGUGGGAAAAGGAUGGCCGUUGUCUGCAGAACUCGAAGCAACUUGGAAUCACUAAGUCGGGCUCACUAAAAAUCCACAGACUUGCAGCCCCGGAUAUUGGCGUGUACCGGUGCAUUGCAGGCUCUGCCCAGGAAACGGUUGUUCUCAAGCUCAUUGGAACUGACAACCGGCUCAUUGCACACCCAUCCCUGAGAGAGCACAUGCGGGGGCAUCUUGGGGUGGACCACAACGAAGCCAAUAGUUUGGGAGCCACGUGGCAUAAAAUGCGUCAGAUGUGGAAUAACAAAAAUGAGCUUUAUCUGCAUGAUGGUGAAAUUAAUAACCAGCCAUUGCUGAGAGCUCUGCUGGGGCCCUGUAGGACGUCUACAGGAAGCACUAACUCUUGGGAGUUUAAAAAUAAACAGUUUGAAGCAGCCGUGAAACAGGGAGCAUACAGUAUGGACACAGCUCAGUUUGAUGAGCUCAUAAGAAACAUGAGCCAGCUCAUGGAGACAGGAGAGGCCAGCGAUGACCUUGCAUCCCAGGUGAUAUAUCAGCUGGUGGCUGAGUUGGCUAAGGCUCAGCCUAUGCCCACACAAUGGAGGGGCAUUCAGGAAGAGGUCCCUCCUGAGGCUCAGCUCCGAGGGGAGACAGGAAGAGUUCCCCAGAGCCCCACGGUGAAAAACUCAGGCAAGUUGACUUUUAAGCCAAAAGGACCUGUUCUCAUCAGGCAAACCCAACCCCCUUCAGUUUCAUUUAACAAAACAAUAAAUGCAAGGAUUGGAAAUACAAUAUACAUUACAAAAAGGACAGAAGUCAUCAAUAUUCUUUGCAACCUUGUUACCCCUGGUGAGGCCACGUAUACUUGGACCAAGGAUGGAGCAUUGCUACAACCCUCCCUGAAGAUCAUUUUGGAUGGAACUGGGAAGAUACAGAUACAAAAUCCUACAAGGAAAGAGCAAGGAAUAUAUGGAUGCUCUGUAGCUAAUCGUCUUGGUUCGGAUGUAGAAAGUUCAUCUGUGCUGUAUGCAGAGGCACCUGUCAUCUUGUCUAUUGAAAGAAAUAUCACCAAACCGGAACACAACCAUCUGUCUGUCCUGGUGGGAGGCACUGUGGAAGCAGCCCUUCAAGCAAAUGUGACAAUCCGUUGUCCCGUAAAAGGUGUCCCUCAGCCUAAUGUAACUUGGUUGAAGAGAGGAGGAUCUCUGAGUGACAAUGUUUCCUUGCUUUUCAAUGGAUCCCUGUUGUUGCAGAAUGUUUCCCUUGAGAAUGAAGGAACCUACAUUUGUACAGCCACCAAUGCUCUUGGAAAAGCAAUGGCAACAUCUGUGCUCCACUUGCUGGAGCGAAGAGAACCAGGCAGUAAGAUUGUGUUUCCUAAGGGACAGAAAAAGCAUAGUCCCCAGGCAUCCAACAUCAGAACCAACAGCAGUGACCCAACAAGAGCAACCCUGCCUCAAGAGCCUUUUUGGGACUCUGGUAACUGGACACAUUGUUCUGCCACCUGCGGCCCCUUAGGAGUCCGCCUUCAGAGACCCCAGUGUAUGAUGGCCAAUGGGCAGGAAGUGAGUGAAGCCCUUUGUGGUUCCCUCCAGAAGCCACUAGCUGGGUUCCAGUCCUGCAACACCCGCGAUUGCCCGGCAAGGUGGUUCACAAGUGUGUGGUCAGAGUGCUCUGUGUCUUGUGGUGAAGGAUUUCACAGUCGGCAAGUGACCUGCAAGCAGACAAAAGCCAAUGGGACUGUACAGGUGGUGUCUCUCAGGGCGUGUGCCUCUAAAGACCAGCCUCUAGGAAGAAAACCCUGUUCUGUCCACCCAUGUGUUCAACAAGUCAUUGACUCAGGGAGCCAGUGUCCUAGGCAGUGCAUGGGCUAUGCCCUGAGGAUGCAGCAGCGUUACACAGUUUGUGGCCACAACAGCUCUGACUCUGACUGUGAGGACAGAAGGAGACCUGCCUUUAGGAGGAACUGCACAUCAGGGCCCUGUGAGGCAUGCUGGCAUACAGGACCCUGGAAUCCCUGUACAGCAGCCUGUGGCAGGGGCUUCCAGUCUCGGAAAAUCGACUGCAUUCACGCAGGGAGCUGCAAACCUGUGGCUGACAGACACUGUGUACAGAAAAAGAAACCAGCUUCCUGGAGGCACUGUCUUGGGCCUUCCUGUGAUAGUACGUACCCCUCUCAGGAGACUGCACAGACACAACUCACUACUGUAGGUUCGUAAAGUACCUUAACUUGUGCUCUCUGGUCCUCUACAAACAAAGGUGCUGUCAGUCGUGCCAAGAAGGAUAAACCUUUGGUGGCGCUGUGAUGCUGCUGUGAUGAUAAAAGAAAAAUAUAAAAGCUCCUUUCCCCAUGUCUGUGGUUCAAACACGCAUAUUUCUUAAAGACUCGAGAUUCCAUAAUCAAGAAGAGAUUGAUGCAAAAACAAUACUGCUAAAAUAUUGUAAAGUUCAGUUUCCUCAUGGUUGGCUUUUAAUUCCAGUUCCUAUAAAUGACAUAUUCUAGGAUUAACAAAAAUACCAUAGUACCCAUGGCCCUUGCUCUUUGGACCUCAUCAUAUCCAUGUAAUCAGGAAGUCACAAAGUGGUGAGCACAUCAUCACCUGCUGUGAUUUGUAGACUAGGACAAAGUAAUCCAUUCUGAAGACUUGGAGACACAGCAAUAGAUAGCUUCUUUCAAGUUGUAGAGUUUCAACAUACUUACAAGGUAUUUGCAUUUUAAAGGCACUAGCAUUUUCAUAGAUCCUUAAGUA
This is a messenger RNA of Nannospalax galili (Upper Galilee mountains blind mole rat), 5891 nucleotides long. RefSeq names its product ADAMTS like 3 (gene Adamtsl3). Gene Ontology annotation, molecular function: metalloendopeptidase activity. The record is from RefSeq and is a predicted model, not a curated record. Lineage: Eukaryota; Metazoa; Chordata; Mammalia; Rodentia; Spalacidae. The coding region runs from base 294 to 5360 and encodes 1688 amino acids. Gene Ontology annotation, cellular component: extracellular matrix. The transcript is spliced from 30 exons. Gene Ontology annotation, biological process: extracellular matrix organization.